AUGUCGCAGCCGCUCAACACAGAGCCUCUCUCGGGCAAGCUCACCGACGCCUACAUCACGCCCAACCAGCUCGUCUUCAACCGCAACCAUGAAUCCGCCCUGCCUGCCAGUGUCGAGCAAGUCACUACUAGUAGCUGGGGCAGUGCCGAAAGCUGGACCUUGACGGUAUCGGCCUACGGCACGGACAACAGGCAUACUGGCUCUCUCUCUGGCUCGCCGCGUGUGCUCUCACUCGAGCAGCUCCAGCGUCAAUUCGCACUCUCCCACGUGGUCGCUACACUCGAGUGUGCCGGCAACAGACGCUCCGAGCUGGCCGACUCGCAUCCUGAACCUGAGGGGAUCCAGUGGGGCAAUGCGGUGAUAGCCAACGUCAUCUGGGGCGGCGCCUCCCUCCGCGCGGUGCUCCUCGCAGCGGGUGUAGCAGAUCCCUUUGCACACCACACCUCCGAGCAGCAGAGUGCAUUAGAGCCAUCCGAGCAGUCGAGCUCGUCGCAGGCUGCCGAGUGGGCAAGAUCGCUGCAUCUGCACCUGCUCAGUGCGCAAAAGAGCAAGUCAAACGAUGCCGAGCAAGCCCAAUUCGCCGCGUCCAUCCCGCUCACCACCGCCAUGCACCCCAACCAGUCCUGCCUGCUAGCGUACGAGUACAACCACCACCCACUCACACCGAGACACGGCGCGCCGCUUCGGGCCGUCGUCCCCGGGCAUGUGGGUGCGCGAUGGGUAAAGUGGCUCUCCGCACUCAAAAUUUCGUCGUCUCCAAGCGACUCUCCCCCCAUGCGUGAGGACUACAAGCUUCUAACGCCUCGCACGGGGCAAGAGGGCGAGAAGGAGUACGCGGACAAGGCGCAGGAUGGCGACUUUCGCACUCGCGAGCUCGACAAGAAGCAGCCGAUCCAGCGGCUCGAGGCGAGUUGUGCCAUCACUCAGCCUGCGCACGAUGCCGAGCUGCUCGACCAAGCCGACGGCAAGGCAGCUGUAAAGGGUUAUGCUGUCGGCCAGGACGGAUCGCCGGCAACCAACGUCUGGGUCGCACUCGUUGCUGAUCCAGGCAAAGAUACCGAGACGGACGGGCUGCUUCGCAACCUGCCCGACGAUCUGCAUUGGCACCACGCCUCAAUUCUCCAUCAAGACGCUGCGGAUCCAUCGCAAACAGGCUGGAGCUGGGCAUGGACGCUGUGGCACGUCCAAAUGCCCGUUCCAAGCGACGUCACGAGCUACGCAAUCAUUGCGAGAUGCAGCACAGCGGCUGGAGUGGAGCAGCCCAAGAUCUCGCCCUGGAACCUGCGCGGCUUUUGCAACCGCUCCUGGUCUGUCGUCCGACACGUCUCCGUCCCACACACAUAG
Molecule: messenger RNA, 1344 nt
Organism: Moesziomyces aphidis
Lineage: Eukaryota; Fungi; Basidiomycota; Ustilaginomycetes; Ustilaginales; Ustilaginaceae
Source: the annotation of a GenBank genome assembly